Messenger RNA from Dicrocoelium dendriticum, 4692 nucleotides. The record is from the annotation of a GenBank genome assembly. NCBI's taxonomy places the organism in Eukaryota, Metazoa, Platyhelminthes, Trematoda, Plagiorchiida, Dicrocoeliidae.
CUAUUUCGCUGCAGUUGUUGUACAGCUUUGUUUUAAUUAACUAUAUAUACACACACUUGGUUACGCGCUCGCCUUCCGUGGUUCUUCCUUGGUUGCCGCUGGAUUGUUGUGAUUGUGCGCAUCGCUGCCUGCUUGGUUCACGAUCGGACUCUACGUACACGUACAUUUCGGCAUACCUCGGGAUUUACGGCCGUCCGACGCUAAGGUGCAUCAGGAUACUUUAUAUGUGAGGUAAACCUGACUGACUUGGUAUUCUCCUUUACCGGUUCCUCCAUAUAAUUGGUGACCCCGCAUUUUUAUUCAACAUUUUGUGUAUAUUUUUCUUUUUUUAACUUACAAUGUCUGAUCACGCGCCUGCCAUUAAUGCGUCGGAACAUUCUCUUGGACUCGUUUUGCCUUCAUUUGACGCUUCUAACCCACGUGUUUGGUUUGUUCAAGUGGAAGCCGUUUUCCGUUUUCGUAAGAUUACAUCCCAGUCCACUAUGUUUUCAUAUGUGACUGCUCACUUACCGUCCAACAUCGCCUCUGAGGUCAUCGACAUUCUUGACCCUAUGCCCCUAGAGUCCCCUUAUGAUAAACUUAAGGCAGCUAUAUUAAAGCGCACUACAGCCUCAGACGAAUCACGCCUUCAGCAGUUACUCUCUGGUGUAGAACUUGGAGAUAGAACGCCAUCUCAGUUACUCCGACACAUGCGUUCCCUCGUCGGUUCUUCCGCACUGGAUGAUUCCGUUCUCCGCCAGUUGUGGAGUAAUUGUCUUCCUGCGAAUACCACGGCUAUUUUAGCUGUGCUUGCCGACGAUCUUCCGCUAGACAAACUGGCAGAAGCUGCCGAUAAGGUUCACGAACGCUUCAUUAGAACGUCGGUAUCACACGUCACAGAGACUAGCUCAGGCAGCCCCUCCAGAACCACGCUACUUGAUACAAUCAGCGAGAGGCUUUCUAACUUAGAGCUCACCUUGUCCCAUCUCAGACGCGACCGCGUUCCUUCGCGACGAUCCGUUUCUCGAUCCAGACGGUCUAGCAGCUCUCGUACACGGAAGUCUCACCGUUAUUGUUAUUAUCACCACCGCUUCGGAGACGCAGCGCGUAAGUGCCGUCCAGGGUGUAAACACCCCAAAGCCUUUUCAACUCCUACGUCGGGAAACCACAUGGCCAGCCAGUAAUGGCGGCGGCUGUCGCUGGCCAAGUUAUUAGUCGCCUGUUGUAUGUAUUUGACUCCACAACCAAACUUCACUUCUUGGUUGAUACUGGUGCAGAAGUCAGCGUUCUCCCCCGUUCUCUGGAAAAACGCCCCCUGCAACCAGCGGGUCCAAUGCUUACGGCAGCUAAUCAGACUAAAAUCGCGACCUACGGCCAGAAAUUACUUACUUUGAGUCUCGGAUUACGGCGUAACUUCCCUUUCCUUUUUACCAUCGCCGAUGUGCAAAAGCCCAUUAUCGGAAUCGACUUCCUCAGCAAGUUCGGUCUUGUGGUCGACCUACGUUGUGGGAAAUUGCGAGACGAUACUACGUCUUUAAGCACACCCUGCAAACUUGCCUCAGUCAAUUCUCUCGGGCUUCGCAUCCUCAUCCCUGACGACUCACAGUAUUCUUCAUUGCUCCGACAAUUUCCGUCCCUAAUUCGAGCAAGUAACGACACUUCCGAUCCUAAACACGAUGUACGCCAUCACAUCGUUACAACCGGUCCGCCUGUAACUGCUAAAGCUCGACGCUUGCGUCCUGACAAACUCCAGGCAGCUAAAAAGGAAUUCCAACACAUGCUUGAUCUCGGCAUUAUUCGUCCUUCAAACAGCUGCUGGGCAUCACCUCUCCAUCUGGUGUCUAAAAAGUCAGGCGAUUGGCGACCAUGCGGUGACUAUCGUGCUCUUAACAACGUCACUGUUCCGGAUAGGUAUCCUAUCCCACAUAUCCACGAUUUCUCCCUUGGACUAGCUGGAAAGUCAAUCUUUACCAAACUCGAUCUUGUCAGAGCUUACCAUCAAAUUCCAAUGGCGGAGGAAGACAUCGCAAAAACUGCCGUGAUCACUCCAUUCGGCCUUUACGAAUUUCUUCGUAUGCCUUUCGGCCUCCGGAACGCAGCACAGUCUUUCCAACGCUUUAUGGAUCAGGUCCUCCGUGGCCUUGAUUUCGUCUACGUUUACAUUGACGAUGUCCUGAUCGCAAGCGCCACACCCGACGAGCAUUUAUCACACCUGCGAAUGGUUUUCGAACGCUUUGAAAACCACGGGAUAAACAUCAACCCGGAUAAAUGCAAAUUUGGUCAGCCAACCGUCGAAUUUCUCGGUCACAAGAUCGAUGGUGAAGGUAUUAAACCCCUUCCGGAGAAAUCUCAAGCAAUCCUCGACUACCCGAUGCCACAAUCUGUCCGAAGCCUUCGCCGAUUCCUCGGUAUGAUCAACUACUACGGCAGAUUUAUUCCCAACUGUGCUGAUUUGCUUCACCCGCUUACCGACUUAUUGAAAGGAAACUCAAAGACGUUUACGAUAACCCCAGAAGUUGAAGCCGCUUUCACGGCCGUCAAGCAGAAGUUCAGUGAGGUCACCUCUCUCCAUCACUUGAACACCACGGAGGACGCUACACUUGUCCUUAAGACGGAUGCUUCAAGUUCUGCUGUCGGUGCAGUUUUGCAACAGUUAGUUGAUAACGAAUUUCAACCACUGUCUUUUUUCUCACGGAAGCUUCAACCUGCUCAGGUCAGGUACAGCACCUUUGGUCGUGAACUGCUCGCCAUGUACUUGGCUGUGAAACAUUUCCGUCACCUUUUAGAAGGACGUCGUUUCAUUCUCUUGACAGAUCACAAGCCACUGGUGUAUGCCUUCCGUUCUUCCUCAGACCGUUACUCACCCCGAGAAACGCGUCAUCUGGACUAUCUUUCACAGUUUUGUGUUGAUGUUCGUUAUAUCGACGGUCCUAACAACGUUGUUGCCGAUGCAUUGUCCCGCGCUCAUGUGAAUCAACUGUCAUCGACGCCCAUCGACUUGGAGAGAAUAGCGGCCGCCCAAAACGAUGAUCCUGAGCUCGUUCAACUUCGUUCAAACUCCUCAUUGAAAGUCACCCAACUGCCCGUACUUAACUCUGACAUAAGAGUUUACUGUGAUCUUUCAACCGGUAAGCCUAGACCUUUUGUCCCACAAUCAUUUCGCCGAACCAUUUUUGAUCAUUUUCACGGUUUUUCACACCCAAGUAUCCGCUCCACCGUAAAACUCAUUACCGACCGCUUCCUCUGGCCCAAUAUGCGUUCAGACAUUAGACAGUGGGCUAAACAUUGCCUUAGUUGCCAAACUAGUAAAGUGCAUCGUCACACAAUCACCACCCCAGGUACAUUUUCACUCCCUGACGCUCGUUUUAGACAUGUGCACAUAGAUAUUGUUGGCCCUUUACCUCCUUCCAACGGUUUCACUCAUCUUCUAACAUGUGUUGACCGUUUUACCCGUUGGCCACAAGCUGUUCCCUUACGUGAUACCUCUACCGAAUCUGUAUCCCGUGCUUUUGUUGAAUCUUGGAUUUCGCUGUUUGGUGUUCCAUCCACCAUCACUACCGACAGAGGGGCUCAGUUCAGUUCCACACUGUUCCGCGAUCUGAGUCGUUUAUUAGGCUGUACUCACAUGAGAACAACCGCGUACCACCCCGCUGCCAAUGGCCUCGUCGAGCGUUUUCAUCGACAAUUAAAAGCUGCCAUCAUGGCUACUUCGUCCGACUCACGCUGGUCUGAGCGUCUACCUGCGAUCCUCCUUGGUAUACGCAAUACAAUCAAAGAGGACAUUGGGUGCUGCCCUGCAGAACUCGUGUUCGGGACGACCCUCAGACUACCUGGGGAGAUGGUACUGGACUCUCGCACCACCGGCGAACUAGACCCCUUCUCGUACGCUGAACGCCUCAAACAGCAUUUUCGAUCCAUUCGACCAACGUCUACGCGGCCUAACCUAUGUAAACAACAAGUCCACCCCGAUUUACACAAGUGUCCGUUUGUUUUCAUCCGCGUCGACGCCGUCCGAAGACCUUUAACUCCGCCCUACGACGGCCCGUACCAGGUCUUGUCACGGAAACCCAAGUAUUUCGUAUUGAAUAAGAAUGGAUCAAAAGAAUCCGUGAGCAUCGACCGACUCAAGCCAGCUUACGUCGAAACUACAGUCGAUAGUAAAGACCCCGUUUCCUCCCCUCAGCAUACCCCCGCCCCCGCCCCUGACUCAUUACCCCCUACCCAACGACACACUGACGCUAGUACAUUGAGUCCUCCGUGCCCUACGACUACACGCAGCUCCAAACACACACGUUCUGGUCGUGUUGUUUCUUUUCCACAUAAGCUUGCUCAAUACGUUCCGUAGGCACUUGUCGAGCGUUUUCUUAGUGCACGCUCUAGGGGGGGAGUACUGUAGCGAUUGUAAAUAAUUUGCUUAUUUUGCAUUUUCACGUUUACCUAUUUCGCUGCAGUUGUUGUACAGCUUUGUUUUAAUUAACUUUUUAUACACACACUUGGUUACGCGCUCGCCUUCCGUGGUUCUUCCUUGGUUGCCGCUGGAUUGUUGUGAUUGUGCGCAUCGCUGCCUGCUUGGUUCACGAUCGGACUCUACGUACACGUACAUUUCGGCAUACCUCGGGAUUUACGGCCGUCCGACGCUAAGGUGCAUCAGGAUACUUUAUAUGUGAGGUAAACCUGACUGACUUGGUAUUCUCCUUUACCGGUUCCUCCAUA